AUGCUUCCUCAUAGUUAUGUUUUAAUGAAUAAAACAUGUCGGGGAGUAUUAUUAUCAUUAAAAGUGGUACGGAACGUUUCUAAAAGUUUUAAUACUAGUUUUAUAAAUGAGUGUGAAAGGAAGAAUGGACUUUUGUUACGGAUAUCAUUAAAUCCACAUUAUAAACAAUGCAGAAGAUUAAGUGGUAAUACAAGGCCAAAAAUUUCGGACUGGUGGAAAAGAUUUGUAACCUAUGUGAGUGAACCUAUUUCAAAUAGAUUUGAAGUUUCAUCCAUGGAAAAUGUUUACAGAUUUGAUGGAAUUAAAAAGAAUGAAUGGAUUUUAAUUUAUAGGGAUUUGUUUGCUUCUCGAUUAUCAACUAUAUUUUCAAUUUCUUUCCCUGCACUUGCCGUUUUUUGUGUUUUUCUGUUAUUUGAUACUUUUCUUAAUAAAAAUCCUAAGGAUAGACUUCAAAUAACCCGUCGUUUAAAUCAUGAUUGUGAGGAAUUGGUAUUGCUUUUAAGAAUUAAUUAUUUGAAACCAUUAAGAAUUUAUCAGUCUAUCUCUAAUCCAGAUAAUUAUAUUAUUGUGACACCUCAAUUAGGAAAAUCUCAUAAACAAAUAAAUUUUAUGCGUAAUGAACCAAAUAAUAAAAAAUACUUAAUAGAUGUGGAUUUAGAUGGUUUUGAUAUUUCUGAUAGUGAAACUUUAAAGAAAAUUUUUCAAACUAUGUUUUAUGGAAAUUCAUACAUUGCCAAUAGAAAAUUUUUAUUUGAUGACGAUUGUUGGAGGUCUAAUGAAAUAAGAAAUUUUAUGUUUAGUAAUAGUUAG
Molecule: messenger RNA, 810 nt
Organism: Strongyloides ratti
Lineage: Eukaryota; Metazoa; Nematoda; Chromadorea; Rhabditida; Strongyloididae
Exons: 2
Coding region: 1-810 (269 amino acids)
Source: RefSeq, a predicted model, not a curated record